Molecule: messenger RNA, 8903 nt
Organism: Caenorhabditis sp. 36 PRJEB53466
Lineage: Eukaryota; Metazoa; Nematoda; Chromadorea; Rhabditida; Rhabditidae
Source: the annotation of a GenBank genome assembly
AUGAAACCGCUCCUAUCCUCACUUAUACUCUCGAUUUUUAUAAUCUAUAACAAUGUCAUCGACGCGUGUCUUAGAAUUCAAUCGGAGUUUGGUCAGUUUCUCCUACUUCCCAAAAAGUAUUUUGUUUUUUCAUUAUUUGCAGAAGUGCCGGACGGCUGUAAUUGUUCAAUGCCACAAGCGAUCGACGCGUCCGGAAUCGGCGAAAUGAGCGAUUCGAGUCAAUAUCUGGCGAGCCGCAUCACUGUCAAACCCAACUUUUAUGUGGCGAAGACGUCGAGCGGAUGCCGCGUUUUCGCGAGCGCCAAGAAUAUGCCGGCCGAGUACAACACGUUUUACUUUAUGAUUUUCACGAAAAACUCGCCGCCUUUGAUUGUAAGUACACCGAGCUAUGUGUGGAAACGCGCCACGACGCGGCUUUCGCAACAUACGCAGCCAAAUUAUAUGCAUUUUUGCGCGUCGGGCAUUUUAUGUUACGCGCAAAGUUCAUUUUUUUUAGUUGUUCAUGAAUUUUCUCCAAAUAUUCAUCUCUUUAAAGCGUUUUUCUCCACUUUUUACCUCAAUUAGACCUUUUUACAGAUUCCAGAUAAAGUAAUACGCGAAGAGAAGUCGAUGCGAUGAAAUGAAACGCGUAAGUAAAUGAAAGCAAUGUUUUAUUCAGAAAAUAUACGAUUUCUCGAAAAACGUCUCUAGAUUUACUAAUCUUUUGAUUUAAAAAAUUCACUAACAUGACUGUGAAUGUUUUCGAAUAAAAAAAAGUAGAGUGACAGCUCGCAGAAGCAGAAAAAUUGGUUUUUUGCCGGAAAACAGUGACAUUUCGUUGAAAAAAAAAAGAUUUCUCAAAAACCGUCUCUAGAUUUUCCAAUUUUUUUGUUUAAAUUGUUCACUUACAUGAUUGUAAACGUUUUCGAAUAAAAAAAGUCGAGUGACAGUUCGUAGAAGCAAAAAAAAAUUUUUUCAACGAAAUUUUACCGUCUUCCGGCAAACGAUCGGUUUUUCCGCGAAAUCGAGCUGUCACUCUACUUCUUUUUGGUUCGAAAACAUUCUCAGAAAUGUAAGUAAAGUUUUUUAACCAAGAGAUUAGAAAAUCUUCGAGAAAUCGUGCAUUUUCUGAAUAAAACCUUACUUUCACUUACUUACGCGUUUCUUUUCAUCGCAUCGACUUCUCUUCGUGUAUUACUUCAUCUGGAAUCUGUAAAAAGGGCUAAUCGAGGUAGAAAGUGGAGAAAAACGCUUAAAAGAGAUGAAUAUUUGGAGAAAAUUCAUUAAAAACUUUAAAAAAAAAGAACUUUGCGCGUAACAUAAAAAGCACUGUACGCAGAGCAACACCGGCGUGCAAAAAUGCAGACUGAGGAUGAAACGUUUGGUGAACGUCGCAAAAGCCGCGCCGUGAUAAACGCGUGUCGUUUUUCAGCAGCGCAAAUUCUCGCCGCUCGCCACAAACGACCGCAACGCCGAGUUCGUGCUCAACGGACUGCACUGCAACACCAACUUCGGACAAUGGGAGUACUACGGUGUGGGCCGUGCCGUCGAGCAGGCGUACUUGCAACGAGCGAUGGACGGCCUCUCGUUCGCGUUGCAAGCCGAGCGCUCCGAGGCGGACUACUGUCGGUGCACGCCGCCGAGCGUCUCGGACAAGUACGGAACUCUGCCGACGCUCACCUUCAUGCCCGGAUCGUGCGACGCGUUCACCAUCGAUUGCGGUCACAAUUCGUCGGGCGUCUAUCUGACGAGCACCACCGCGAACGACGUGAUUCUCGAUUACGGCGCGAGCAUGGUCGGAGAGUUGAUGUGCGUCAGCGACGGUUCGGCGCGCUCGUCAUGGUGGCACAACAAUAUCCGAAUGGACAAUCUGGAAGUCGCGUGUCGUCCUGGAGCUGUACAAGGUCAGCUCGAACUUUGCACCAGAGAUGUUGGAAAUUCCGUGUUCCGUGUUCCGUGUUCCGUGUUCCGCGUUUUUUUGCAAUAUUUUUUCCGUGUUCCGUGUUCCGUAAAAAAAAAAAUUUCCGUGUUCCGUGUUCCGUGUUCCGUAGAAAUAAGUUUUUUCCGUUUUCCGUGUUCCGUGUUCCGUAUAAACUAUGUUUUCCGCGGAAAAAUUCGAUCACAAAUUUUAUUUUUUUCAUUAUUAUUUUGAUUAGGACAGUUGACGUUUUGUGGUCAAAAUUUGAAAAUUUUCGGAUUCGGACCAUAUUCGUGAAAAGUGGAUUCCAUUUUCAGUCGUUUUUUACUGUAGUUGUUUACUGUUGUGUUGUUGGUUUUUUUAUUUUUAUGAAAUUUUCAGUAAAACUUUCACAUGAGUCAAACAGCUGCAUUGUCAGUCAGAUAAUCGAAUUAAACAAAACAUUAUUUUUUUAAAAAAAUCACUGGAAUUCUCUUGAAAACGCUUUUUUUCCGUGUUCCGUAUUCCGUGUUCCGUGCUCCGUGUUCCGUAGAAAUAAGUUUUUUCCGUUUUCCGUGUUCCGUGUUCCGUAAAAAAAAAAAUUUUCCGUUUUCCGUGUUCCGUGUUCCGUAGAGUAAAAUUUUUAUUCUCAACAUCUCUGCUUUGCACGUUCGUCACAAGUCUACCCGUUUCUUUUUUUUCUCAGCCUCAUGGUCGUAUACGCCAAACUGUGGCACGUGUGUUCGUGUCGAAUUCCAACGGCUCUACGAGAACUUCAAGCAGUACGAUCCGAGCGGCAGAUACGCGUUCUACGAUUGGGCCGCCGGCAGUGUCGAUCGACUCGUCUCGCCGGACCCGAACGUUUGUGUGGACGCGAACGGAUGCGCCGGAACGCUGUUCGUGACGCUCACGAACAACACGAUUGUCGAGCGGCGAAUUCCGGUCGGCCACGCCGCGUUCAUCGAUGUGUCGUGCGCGCCGAACCCGAACUCGGACGGAUUCGGCGCCGCCGCCGCCACCUACGCCACCUACAUCGAUAAUAGUCUGGUGAACGGCGCGCUGACCGCUUGUGUGAACACGACGAAGCAAAGACCGGCGGCGUUGGCGCUUCCUGACGGAUUCGAGUGCCCCGUACCUGGGAUCAUAACCGACGAGGCCGAGAUUGCGGCCCUCCCAAACAGUGCGUACCUUUCGAAACGUUUCUCAGUGGCGCCGCUCCUCAAAUUCUCGAAACGCGCCAACGAAACGGGUGAGUGUCAGGUGGAGGCGACGUGCAUCAACAUGCCCGCCGAACACACCCACUUCUACAUGAUGAUCUUUCGCUCGAACGGAGCGCCCAUCUUCGCGCGUCGCUUCUUCCCCGGCGGAAACGAUCGCAACGAUCCGUUCGCAAUCUACGGACUGUUUUGUCGCGAAGACAGCGAAACGCGCCGAUGGCAAUACUUUGGAGCCGACGUCGACGAGCCAAAGUUCGCGUGUCAGGCCGAGGAGGCAGUGUGCAAGUGCGCCGAGUUCGAGUACUCGGACAAGUACGGAUUGAGGCCCGACGUGGUGCCGUUUGGCGAUUUGUGCGAUACGAUUAGUGUCAGUUGCGGACAAGACUCGGGCCUCUUCAUUUUGAGCUCGAAUCGAUUGCCGAUCAGGGUGAGUGUCUCAGCCGUGGAAAGAGAUAUCAAAAAGUUGUCAACUGAUAAAAUGUGCAUCUUGUCUUUGUCAACAUUUUAUCAGUUGACAACUUUUUGAUAUCUUUACAGACAAUCGAGAUACAUAAAUUUGAAUGGACGCUUUUCGUGUCAAAAGUCUCUUCUCUUUUGAGGCGCAUAUCUCGAGAACAAACAAGUGUUUCAAAAAGUGGUGAACAGAAAAGUUGUUGAAAAUUUUGUGCUGAACAACAAUGUAAUUGAUACAUUUGCUGCAAAACGGCCAAUUCUCAAGUUAUACGCUUUUUUCUAAACAGUCCCUGGAUUUGGGCCAAACUCGUCUAUUUGAAGGGAUGUAUCUGACCUGUCUGUAGAGAUAUCGAAAAGUUGUCAACUAAUAAAAUGUACAUGCAAUCUCAACAAACAAUUUAUCAGUUGACAACUUUUCGAUAAUUGCACUCGCAAUUGAGAUAUAUCGUCUUGAAUAGUGCGAAAAAUUCAAUUCAGACUAUUCGAAGUUUUACAGAUGGAGUCCAACAAUAUAACAAUCCGCGAGUUUACGUGCGUCUCCGAAGGCGCCUCGUUCGUCUGGUACCACAACAAUUUGCGGCUGGAGAGUGUGGAACUGACGUGCCGUCCGAACAGUCCAUCGAUCGGCACCGCCGAGUGUCGUUCGAUUCAGUACCUCGACGCGGAGGACGUGGCCGAGUACGACGUGACCGGAUUCUUCGAACAACACCAACGAGAGGACGGCUUCUAUUCGGGCACCGACGGUCUCCUCGAACGCUAUCCGCUGUUGUUCCAAAGCGAGUUUUUGUGCUCGUCGCGCGAGUUGGUCCUCUUCCGACCCAACUACGAACCGUUGACUAUCAACCAGACGGCCGACGGUCUUUUGUACACGAGGUGUGGCCAGAUUCCGCUGUCCGACGGGUUCGGCGCACGCCCGGGCCGCGGAACGUUCGUCCGCGGCGAGCUGUCGUUCGACGCACGCUUCGCUUGCUUCAACUCGUCGAAGGAAGUGGUGCCGAGCAUGCCGGCCGCGUGCAAAUGCCCAAUUCCCGGCAACUACAAGUCGAGCGAUGCCAAUUUCUUUGCUCAAUUCGCGAAUAGCGAUUACGUGUCCGCACGGCUCACCGUCGCCGCUUCGCUUCGCAUCGUCGCCGAAGCGUCGUCCGACGGUUGUGUCGUCAACGCGGCGUGCCGCAACAUGGAAUCCACGCACGCCUACCUCUAUCUGAUGAUUUUCCGAGCCGACGGACCGCCAAUUUUCGAGCGACGCUUCACGCCCUACGACAAUACGGACAGGAACGAGUACAAACCGGUCCAGGGACUCGCGUGCUCGACAUCCGCAUCCGCGUGGACGUACUACGGCUCGCCGAUCGAUAGCCCGACGUUUGCGUGCCAAGCGGACACCGACAGUAUUUGCAAAUGUGCGGCGCCGAAGGAAACGACGAGAUUCGGAAGCGCGCCGACGCUCGCCUUCUACAAAGACUAUUGCGACACGUUCACCGUCGAUUGUGGAGACGACAAUGUGAUAUUGUACAGCUCUUCGGCCGAGCCCAUCAAGGCACGUCGGGUUUCGACCAUUUUAUGCUAAAAACUGACCGUUUUUCAGCUCGACAUCUCGACGGCAAUGGUUCGCGAGUUGACGUGUGUCGAUUCGAACGGCCAAUUCGUCUGGUUUCACAAUAACGUGCAAAUGAGCGAUUUGGAGAUCAGCUGCCAGCCGAGACAGCAGCAAGGUACACUUUUGAUUGUUCUCAAGAACGAAUCAUUUUCUCAAAAAGUGUCCAACUAGAAAGUUCUAGCAAAUUUUUGGGCUGAACACGGUCUCCUCAAAGCUGAAAAGGCGAUACAUUGGCGCGAAAUUCAAAUUUUAACAGCAAAAUUUGUGUUUUUUGCCAGAUUAGCCACGAAAAAUCGAUAAUUUCUCAUUUGUCUCUCGAAAGACCGAUUGUAUAGGCUAUUACGAAUUUUUUAAGCGCAAGAGCGUUAAAUUUGGUCAAGUCGCAAAUCAAAUUUAUCCGUUUGAAGGUUUUUGGCUAAAACUGCGUGAAUUUCAGUUGCUUUUCGGUAAUUUUCGCGGUUCGAGCGCUCAAAAUGCUUGUAUUUACGUGAUUUAUCAUUCACAAAACCAAUUCUGUCGGAAAACGGUCAAGAAAACGGUGCACGUCUAAAAAAGGAGUUUUCUUUCUUUUUGACUUGAAAAACGUCUAGAAAACAAUAUUUUACUGUGCGGAAACCGUUCUUUACAGAAUUUAGAGUUUUUCAUGUUUUUAGCGUCUUUUUCGAAUUUCGUCAAAACUUCAAACCUUUAUAUUUCAGCUCAUUUUUCAUUUCAUGAGUUCAGCGAACGAUAAAAAUGUUCGCUGAAUUUUUCUUCACAAAAUUCAGGUUCCGGCGGUUAGUCUUCUUGAGCAGUUUUCGAAAAUUAUUCGAAAAACAUCAAAAUCCAGGCCAAAAGCUUCAAAUCGAAAUAACUCGGCAAAUUCUCAACGAUAUGUGAGAUUUCUGUUACCAAAACGUAGCUAGUGCUCUAAUUAUUCGAAUCCAGGUUCCAGGCGUACAAAAAUAGGUGUAUUGUAGAUAAAACAUGGAAAGAACGCGAACUCCAGUUGAAAAUUAAUUAAUCGGCCGCCGCGUAAAUCGACACAGCCCGCCUGUUGCAAGUGCGCCCCAUUGAAAUCAUUCGCGCCGUGGGAGACCGUGCAGUUGACAAUUUUCGCCGAAAACGCCGCCAUUUCUCCAGGUUUCAUCUCGUACUGCGGCUGUCGUCAAGCUCCGUUCCUGACCGCCGACACGAUUUCCGCCUACGAUGUGGACGACACGUACACGAGCUCGUUCAAACCGGCGCCCUACACGUCGUCGGUCUCCGGCGCCGACUUUUGCGGCUACGAGGUGAACUGCGAGGGCACUCUCGUCGUGUUCACGCCCAACUGGCCGACGCUCCUCUUCAAUUCGACGUAUUCGAUGCGUUGCGAGGCGACGCCCCUUUCCGCAUCCACCUCCUCGUCGGCCGCUCCGAACUAUUUGUGGUACGUGCGCGGUCAGAUGCGCUCGGAUCUGGCGUACGCAUGUCUCGAACCGCAGCCGUCGGACGUGGUGCCGAUGGGAGCGUGCGCGUGUCCGCCGAUUCGCUACAUUGAUCAGGAGACGGUGAAGCGCGCGGAGAACUCAAAGUAUCUGGGCGAACGGGAGACGAUUCGGCCGACGGUGCGGAUCGGCGACGAGUGCCAGAUCGCCGUCAGCUGUGAGACGGCUCAAUUCGACGACUUUUACUUUAUGAUCUUCAGAGACAACGAUCCGCCCAUCUUUGUGAGUUUUGCACAGAGUCCGUGUCAUUUUCUUAAGCUUUCUAGUACCUUGGACAGUGAUUUUAUGUAAAUCAUGCUAUCAACUUUAAUUUUACAGUUGACCACUUUUUUGUACGACUACUCCUAAACAUACUGUAGCUCGCUUAGAAGUUGGCGCUAAAAAGCGAAAAACGCAUGCGGCAAGCGCGUCCAAAAGUCGCCUUAGGAGUGUGUGUAGAAAAAAGUGUCCAACAGCAAAAAUAUAGUUCCAGACCAGAGAUGUUGGGAAUUCCGUGUUCCGUGUUCCGUGUUCCGCGUUUUUUUCAAUCUUUUUUCCGUGUUCCGUGUUCCGGAAAAAAAAAAAUUUCCGUGUUCCGUGUUCCGUGUUCCGUAGAAAUAAGUUUUUUUCCGUUUUCCGUGUUCCGUGUUCCGUAUAAACUAUAUUUUCCGCGGAAAAAUUCGAUCACAAAUUUUAUUUUUUUCAUUAUUAUUUUGAUUAGGACAAUUGACGUUUUGUGGUCAAAAUUUGAAAAUUUUCGGAUUCGGACCAUAUUCGUGAAAAGUGGAUUCCAUUUUCAGUCGUUUUUUACUGUAGUUGUUUACUGUUGUGUUGUUGGUUUCUUUAUUUUUAUGAAAUUUUCAGUAAAACUUUCACAUGAGUCAAACAGCUGCCUUGUCAGUCAGAUAAUCGAAUUAAACAAAACAUUAUUUAAAAAAAAUCACUGGAAUUCUCUUGAAAACGCUUUUUUCCGUGUUCCGUUAAAAAAAAAAUUUUCGUGUUCCGUGUUCCGUAAAAAAAAAUUUUCCGUGUUCCGUGUUCCGUGUUCCGUGUUCCGUAGAAAUAAGUUUUUUCCGUUUUCCGUGUUCCGUGUUCCGUAGAGUAAAAUUUUUAUUCCCAACAUCUCUGUUCCAGACAUCAGCUUUCUUUUCCAAGUUGACCACUUUUAUGUACAACCACUCCGCACAGUACUUUUACGCACUUAAAGUUGAUCAUUUUGAAACUUGACGAGAAUUCCUUCCAGAACCGUCGUUUCGUUCCCGGAUCCGACAAGACGACGGCGUUUGUGCCGACCGGAUUGCAGUGUGUUCAGACGGCGGAAAACGAGAUGGAGUGGCAGUAUUUCGGCGGAAAACUCACCAAUAUCUCGUUUGCGCUCCAAUCGAACACUGAAAAGUGUGAGUGCACCGAGUGGGCGAACGAAAAUGCGGAAGUUUCGAAAAAGGACGGUAUUUGUGACAUGAUGGAGGUCAAAUGCACUUUGUUCACCAACUUGGCCUACCUUUUCGGCUCCCAUCUCGCCAAUAUUAUCGCUGUAAACUCUAGACACAUUAUCGAGCUCAUCUCAAUCGAUUCUUGACGAUUUUCAGCUGCCAAAACGUCAAAAUAACCUGGUCGAAGAGCUGACGUGCGUCAACGACGGAGCAUCGUACAGUUGGUAUUAUGCCGGUAUCAAAACGACGAGCAUUCGGGUGUGGUGUUCAGUUCCGAUGCUCGCCGGGCAGCCGAUCAACGGUGAGCUAUAGUCGGCUUAGAAGCGAGUGUACGCGAAAGUUGUCAACAGCAAAAAUAAAGUUCAGAUUGGGUAGAUCAUUUUUGUAGUUGACAACUUUUUGAUACAAUCACUCUCAAAAGAGUUAUGGUUUUGAAUAGCGCGCACUUUUUGCUUUUUUCAACACAAGAGACGAUUGUAGCGUCGUGGCACUGUGGUUGUCCGGAUUUUGUGUCGGUGAAAGAGUCGAACGCUUAUCUGGAGGCCUACAAUCAAGACGGACUAUUGUCCAACUACAAAAUCAGCGAGGGACACGUGGAUUACGGUCUCGCGGCGAACUGCGCGCCCACUUUCACUUGCGACGAAGCCACGACGCUGGCCGUUUUGAGCACCAACCGACCGCCCAUGAUGGUACAGUAGUAAUCCGCGCACCUACAGUAGCCUACAGUAAUCCCUACAGUACGAAGUAUCGUCGCCGCCGUACGUCACUUGUGAAAUGAGCCCGUUGGCCAGCGAUUCGGCGCUCUCCUCGAGUUUUUGGUACGUCGAUGGAGUGAUGAUUACGGAACCGGGCUACGCGUGUCUCACCAGUGAAGACUACUAA